This is a messenger RNA of Spinacia oleracea (spinach), 2189 nucleotides long. RefSeq lists its product as uncharacterized. The record is from RefSeq and is a predicted model, not a curated record. The transcript has 2 exons. The coding region runs from base 1412 to 1891 and encodes 159 amino acids. Lineage: Eukaryota; Viridiplantae; Streptophyta; Magnoliopsida; Caryophyllales; Amaranthaceae.
UUAAUAUCAAUAAUCACCGAUUAACCCCAUUCAGUUUUCUGGUUUUGUGUGCAUAAUCAAUAUCUCAAAAGUCAGAUUUUUGCUUUGGUUUUCGUGAGAAUUUCAACUCUCCAAUCACAUAAUUGGUUUUGGUUUUUGUUUCGUGAAAAGUCAGGUUUUUAUUUGGAUUUUGUUUCUUUGUUAAACCCAGUUCUUUCGCUUCCGCUCAUUAAUUAUGGAGAACACAACUCUAUUAUCAACCUCGGCCGUGGACAUUCCGGCGACCCCUGCCACCCCUGCGCAAGAAUCGACACCUUUGCAGCAACUAUCCGGCAACCACCGGCCAAUCCCUUCCGGUUCGCAGCCAACAACAUCUACUGGCGCACCACCCACCUUCACCUGGAAGCCGGCAAACACCAUGCCCCGCCGCCUAUUUGAGGGAAACUCCAUACAGACUGGUCACGUUGGCAAUUUGGGUCAUUGUCCUGUUACAGGAACAGGAAAUUUGGGCUCCUUGAGUUUCGGUUCUUACGGAGUAGACUAUGACUCUUAUGGAUUUUCUCAGCAUCCUCCCCCCCAGGGUCACACGCAGGGUGCUUUUGGUGGACCCACAUUCGUGGGCAGUCAGGGACUGUCACCUCCUGUCUCAACGCCGAGUGGUUUCGGCCCACCACCCGGAUUUUAUCCUUACGGUCCGACUUUGUCUCAAUUGUCGGGAAUUUGGUAACUUCAACAUCUAAUGUUAAAAAUAUAGUUACUACUGUUCUUACUACUGUUGAAAAUUAUUUACCUUGGCGUACGCAGUUUGAAUCUUUUUUGGUUUCUCCUGGCCUGUUAGGCUUCAUUGAUGGUUAUAUUACUAUGCCUAAUAUGUUUGUAUUUGAUAAUCAAAACCGACAACCUAUGAAUCCUGAUUAUUAUCAUUGGCUAAGAAUAGAUCAAACUUUACGUUGUUGGUUAUUUGCGACUUUCUCUCAAGAUAUGCUUGUUGAGGUGCAUGAAGUUAAGUUUUUUGCAUUUGCUUUGGGAGAGACUUCAAUCUCGUUUUAUGCAUGCUAGUAUGACCCGUUCUAUGGAGUUGAAAACUUUGUUACAACAUGUUGCUAAGCAAGAAUAUCAAUCUAUGGAGUCAUAUUUGCGUGAAGUGAAAAUUCUAGCUGAUUCUCUGGUUGCGAUUAACUCUCCAGUUUCUACUCAUUACUUGAUUUUUCACACUUUGAUGGGUCUUGGUCAAGAUUAUGAUGCCAUGACAAGUCAAUUUCUAAAAUUUAGUGGCCACAUUCCUUUUACUGAUGUUCGUCGGGCUUGUUAAGUCACGAGCAACUUAUUAAAGGUCGUCAGGCUAGGGAACAAGGUUUUGCCACACAUCAGGCAUUCUUGGCUAGUACUCGUUCUGUCUCAAAUCGAUCGGACAACAACUCCACUUCCACUAAUGCAAGGAAUAAUUCUGAGGGAUCUCGUGGCAACAAUGGGGGUCGUGGGGUGGAAAAUUAAAGGUCGUGGAAAAGGUUGUGGUGGUCGUGGAAAAGGCCGUGGUGGGGGUGCAAACCAAACACAAGCCCAAACACAAAAUUCAGGAGGUACAACUUUAUGUAAUUCUGUUUUGUCAUCUGAUUGUGUUGUUGUUGCUCUUGCGUCCUGCGGUACUAAUAAUUUAUUUGCAGGGAAUUCUAAUGUAGAGGGUGUGUUUGGUCCUAGUCCUACCAAUAUAGUCUGUCAAAUCUGUUUCCAUCCAGGUCAUUCUGCAAUUGCUUGCCUAUCUUGUUAUUAUCAGAAUUCGAAUGCCGCUCUGGCUAGUCUUCCCACAAGAGAGCAUAAUGAGACUACUUGGUUUCCUGAUUCCGGAACAUCUUCUCACAUGACUAACGACCUCGGACAACCAGUCGGGGGAGGUGCUUCUCAAAGCUUCUAGUCAAGGCAGUGUCUAUCCCAUCACCCUUACCAACCAACCUAGGAGAUCCGUGGCUUUUGCGUCAAUCACAGCUCCAGGUCCUACGUGGCAUCGUCGUCUUGGUCAUUGUGGUGAUAGAGUAUUAGGUGCUCUUAAGAGCAAUAAGGCAAUUGUUUGUGCUAGUAGUAAUGUGUUUGAUUGUGUUUCAUGUUGCUUAGGAAAGUCUCAUAGGCUACCGUUCCAAGAUGUAAUACACUCGUUUGAUAAACCUUUGCAAUUAGUUCAUUCGGAUUUGUGGCAAUGGCCUGUUUUGUCAAAC